Messenger RNA from Peromyscus californicus insignis, 3382 nucleotides. It is a transcript of the gene Exoc3l2, whose product is annotated as exocyst complex component 3 like 2. Gene Ontology annotation, cellular component: exocyst. NCBI's taxonomy places the organism in Eukaryota, Metazoa, Chordata, Mammalia, Rodentia, Cricetidae. Gene Ontology annotation, molecular function: SNARE binding. The record is from RefSeq and is a predicted model, not a curated record. Gene Ontology annotation, biological process: exocytosis; exocyst localization. The transcript is spliced from 8 exons. The coding region runs from base 33 to 2102 and encodes 689 amino acids.
UCGUUGUUUUCUGCAGGUGCCAGCCUGUCAAAAUGCCAAUCCUGAAGAGUCUGGGGGUGGGAGACCCCAAGGUGCCGCGGGCAGGGACUCUGCCCCUGCGGUCCUCUCGCAACCCCUUUGAAGACGCUCCAGCGCUGGAAGAAGAGGCCGGGGAGCCGGGGACACUGCCCAAUGGGACAUCGUGUGGCCGGCGGGCCACGCUGGAGAAGCUGGCCGGUCUGGCCCACUUCCGACUGGGCUGGACCUCGGGCCGACGGGCAGGCAGCCCCGGGGACGGGCAAGCCCGCUCUUUCUUGGGCCGUGUGCUGGCACCGGGUAUACGGAGGAGCUCAGCCGAUUUUGGCCUCCUGACCCGCUUUCAGGGGUUCCGAACCCAUGGCGAUGAGGAGCCAACUGGAGAGGCGGCUCGAAGACUGGCCUUCCUGAGACUUGGGCGUGGGCCCAAGCCCCGGCGGGCAUCCCUGGCAGAGAGAGUGGUACCUGCAGGCGAGGCGGCCCCUGAGCCCCCACCCAAAGUCCCCGAGCCCCCAAAGAUGAAGGAACCACUGUCGGUGCUGGAGAUCCUGGGCCUGAUCCAGAAGCGCGAGCUGGCGCGGGCGGACGAGCACAUCCUGGAGCUGGAGGCGGAGGCGCCGGCGGAGGCCGAGGCGGGCGCGGGGCGGCGCGCGCGGGACGUGGCGCUGCUGUACGAGGCGCUGCAGCGCGAGCUCUGGGCGCUGGUGCGCGAGGCGCUGGCGGCCCCGGGGCCGGGCGCGGGCGCGGUGGCGCAGCUGGGCCGCGUGCUGCAGCAGGAGGAGGCGGCGGACGCGCGGCGCGGCCCCGCGGCGGCCCGCAAGCUGCGCGCGCGCUGGGCCGAGGCGGUGGCGCGCGCGGCGCGGGAGCGGCUGGAGGAGGCGGCGGCGCCGGGCGCGCGCGGGGCGCUGGCGGGGCAGCUGGAGGCGCUGCGCGCGCGCCUGCUGGAGGACGUGGCCGCGGUGCGCGGCCGCCUGGCGCCCGCCUACCCCGCGGGGCUGCGCGCCGGCGCCGUCUACCUGCGCGGCUACCACGAGGCGCUGGCCGAGUGGCUCGGGGCGGCCGCGCGCCGCAGGCUCCCGCUGGCCGAUCGCUACGCCCUGCUGCACUGGCACCAUCAGGUGUACCCCAGGGAGAUCCUGGGCCUGGUAGACGUGGUCACCUUGGAGAAUGGGGAGCUGGGGCCCCUUCUGUCCGCUGGCACCCUGCGAGGUUUGGAAGAUGAAUGUGUCACAGAUGUGAAGGUACUUGGCCUCUUGGGGUCUUUGGCUGAGCGACUGGCCAGGGUGGGGCCCCCUGAAAGUGAGCCCGCCCGGGAAGCUUCAGCCAUGGCUCUGGACCGUGUGACCCGACUCUGCCAUCACGUCCUUGCCGAACUGUUAUUCCAGGAACUACAGCCGCACUUCAGCAAGCUGAUGCGCAGGAAGUGGCUGAGCAGCUCCGAGGCCCUGGAUGGCAUCGUGGGCACACUCGGCGCCCAGGCCCUGGCCCUGCGCAGGAUGCAGGAUGAGCCUUACCAGGUGCUGGUGGCCGAACUGCACCGCCGGGCGCUGGUGGAGUACGUGCGACCACUGCUGCGCGGGCGCCUGCGCUGUCGCUCCGCCAGGACCCGCAGCCGCGUGGCCGGGAGGCUCCGAGAGGAUGCCGCGCAGCUACAGCGGCUCUUUCGGCGGCUGGAGUCCCAGGCUUCCUGGCUGGACCAGGUGGUGCCGCAUUUGGCCGAGAUCCUGCAGCUGGAGGACACUCCGAGCAUCCAGGUGGAGGUCGGGGUGCUUGUGCGGGACUACCCAGACAUCAGGCGGAAGCAUGUGGCAGCCCUCCUGGACAUCAGAGGACUUCGAAGCGCAGCUGCCCGUCAGGAGAUUCUGGCGGUGGCCCGGGACCUGGAGCUCUCUGAAGGCGGUGCCCUCUCGCCCCCUCGGGACCGCGCCUUCUUUGCGGACAUCCCCGUGCCCCGCUCAUCCUUCUGCCUCGGCCUCCCUCUCUUCUUGGGGCGCCUCCCCGUCUCCCGGCUGGCCAGGCCCAGCCUGGCUUGUCUGCCCCUGCGGCCUCGGCCUCCGUCCUCAGUUAGAGCCAGAGCCCAGCGCUGAGGCUGCUGGUGCCCAUGCUGCUGCGGAUCCACCCGCCUGCCUCCCACGUGACUCCUUGCCUGAGACACAGACCUCCGGGAUGGGAGGUGCCUUGGCUAGCCCACCCAGCCCGGAGUGUCCCCCCUAGGAGGGAAACAGAGGCCAGGAUGAGUGAAGAGCCCCCCCCCCCCCAGGCCACCGAGGUCAUUCCCGGCACCCUCCUCCCCCAUAGCCCAGCAUGGCGGGGAGCCUUCUGGAAGGCUCUACACAAAUAUCCCCGCCCCACCUCCUCUUCCCUCACCUCAAGGUCUGGCCCCAGUCCAACGUACUAAGGAAUGGUAGAUACUUAGAAUAAAGAGGUUUCUAUUUAACACUAGGAAGGGCAGAGUCCCAAGCGCAGGGGAGGGCAGACAGGGCCCGGGGCCAAGCACUCUUUGCACACACCCAAGGCCACCAGGGCUGGGGUCCAACUCCUAGGGAGGACAGCGAACAUGGACAGAAGCCGCAGAAGGCCAGACUGCCCAGCUGCCCGUUGAUACCGAGUCCUUGAUCUGUGUGGCUCCGAGGCAGGCGCUCGGCCGCUCUGAGCCCGACACCACUAUUUUAUUUAUCCCAGUGUCUGACGUUCUGGGUUCGCUGUUGCCACCUUGGCACGGCCCUCCCCAUCCAUGCUUAGCGAGGGGAACCUCGUCCAGAGAGGAAGGAGCUGGGGGGUUGGGCCGGCGGCAUCCAGGGCGCCCUCCUGGGUUGAUGCAGGAAAAGUCUCAGGGUGGGAAAUUUUCCAGCCUCUCAAGCCGGAGCCCAGCCGGAUCCGAGUCCCCACUUAGUCCUUGAGGUCAUCUCCCUGCUGACCUCUGCCCCUCCGGCCUCAGCUGGACGGCUUGUGAUGGAUGCUUCCUGGCCUGGGUUGUGUUUUAUUUUAUUUUAUUUUUUUUCCCUGAGAAGUCAGAAAGAGGAGGCAGCCAGGGGUCAGCCCAGGGGCCGGGGUUGGAACCUCACGCACGUCUGUCUGGACAUUGGCAACAACAUGGGGGCCCUAGCCUCCGAGAGCCUCCGGCUGUGUGCUUCAGAGGGGAAGCUGUCCGUCUCUGGGUUGUGCUUCCUGUCUCUCCUGGGAAAUUGCUUAACUUCUUCUCUUUGCCCAGGCCUCCCUCCGUAAGAGGCCCAGAGGAUGUCCCUCCUCUUUCCUUGACCUUCUGAAAGUGACACGUCAAUGUCAUUGGCGUGCAGGAGAGGGGAACUGACUGGGUCGGCUGUUGCGUUGGUGGGCGCUUGCACAAUUACACAUGUAUUUCAUCUCA